CUCCCAAACCCCUACGACGCUUUUUCAGCACCUGCCCGCUCUGCGUCGUAUGCAUCCACGGCCUCGUCUCCAACACAUUCGGUAUCCCCCGGUGCCUCGAUUCCUGCGAGUGCAAUGAUCGGCACUUUUGCUACAGCUGCGGCCGGCAGCUCAAGCAACUCCCAGCCUGAGCGCCGGCCGUCUACGCUUCACACAGAUAUGACCCGACAUCAGAAGCAACUCGAGCUCGAACAUAGGAAGCGGAGUCUUGAUGCUCAAGAAGCACAGGACCCUCCUCCACAAUAUUCUUCUUGA
Molecule: messenger RNA, 294 nt
Organism: Suillus clintonianus
Lineage: Eukaryota; Fungi; Basidiomycota; Agaricomycetes; Boletales; Suillaceae
Exons: 1
Source: RefSeq, a predicted model, not a curated record